UCCAGUGACAUGUCCCUCUUACUGUACACAGACACACACACAGAUUGCUCCAUUCAUGGCUACUAAUAACGCAAUCGCCAAGUGGCCAAUGCCAUCAAUACAGGGCGCACGCCGCGAGUCAUUAUUAUUCCCCUGUUGGUUAAUGGCAAGGGGUUUCCCAAACGUAAACUUGGAAGCAGAUAUAAGCAGGUGAAGACUUCGAGGGACGAUCAGAUACCACUGCGAUACCACUACUUGCUAGUAUACUGACUGCUGUGACUGUCGGUGAACUAGGAUUUGUGUACCACAUAAUUGUAUAACUGUAUUUUUAUUUAAAAUCUUUUUACAAAUUAUCGAACAAUUACCGCACUGGAAUCUGGAUGCCUUCUUUUUGUGAAAAUUUGUGAGCAAGAUAGCAAGACCUGGAGAGUUUACUGUGAAUUUCUACUUUUAAAGUUAAACUGACUAUUGUUUUGAACUGUAUGCUAAUAUUGAGACUCUAAUUUUCAGGAUCCUAUUAUACUGGAUUAAUAGAUUUUUUUUCUUCAGAUUUUGAGGUUGAAUUAUGAGUCAAGAUGACUUUCCUAUCAAAGUACCACUCGAUGUGGAUUGACCGUAAAGUUGAGGGCAAGAAAAGAGAAAUAUAAAUCGAUCGCAAAGAUCCAGAAGGUUCGUCGAAGUCUGAAGCGGUCAUCUCGUAGGGUCAAGAGCAACCUGAUGAUGCGAGAGGACUCGAUGGAGACAGAGCCAGCCAUGGACACCCAAGACAUGAACCACACUGCGCCUCUGGCCACCCUAGCAACCACUUCCAUCGAUGAGGACAUCAUUUUUGAGAGCAAGGGGCAGAAGAAACGAGGGGGUACGUUCCCCAGAAUGGCGCACUUUGAUGUCCCGGAGGAAACGCCUCCGGGGUCGCAGAACGGCACCUUGAAAGCAAACGGGACGCAUCGGCCUCAGCGUCAGAAUGGAAGCCUAAAAGGACCAUGGAAUCGGAAGACCAGGGGUCGAGGGAUUCCGGUUAAGAAAGAAGACACUGCUAAAGUUUUGGAAAUGUACCUAAAAAGGAGAAGCAAGAGUCUUAACGAUGCUGUUCUUACUAGGGAAUAUUUUGCUCAGGAAAAGAAGAAGCGGGUAAGGUCGGCAAGGAACAAUACCGUGUCUAUAUGUUCUACGCUCAGUACUGACUCCACCACGAGCGAGGUUCAUGUUCAAGCAACAAUGGUUGCAGAAACAACUUCAGAUGUGCCAGCGGAUAAGACUGUGUUUUCAAGAGCUAGUGUGACACAGCAGAGUUUCCAUGAAGCGAUGAAGUGCUCAAUUAUGGAGGAGAGUUCCGCAAUGGAACAAAGUGCCGAUGACGAACUGUCAUCGUCAGAUGAACAGUCUCCAAGAUCUCGCUCGGCGCCAUCUACCUUACGAAUGCAAGUGCAUAGGGACCCUAAGGAAGGAAUGGACACACUGAAGCUGAAAGACAAGGAAAAUGGAUCUGCCACUCUUACAAGAGAUGGCUACAAGCGUGAUAGUAAGAAGGAACCAAGACGGAAGCGUAGUUUUUUAGAUAAAGCAAAAAACAUUAUGAGAUCCCCGAGUACUUCUCGGAAAAUCAUUAGGACACCAAGUGCUGUGCAAAGACAAGAGGACAAAGAGAAAGAAAGACUCAAGGAAGAAAAAGAGAAGGAGAAGGAAAGACAAAGGGAAGAAAAAGAAAAGGAAAAGGAAAGACUGAGGAAGGAGAAAGAAGAAAAAGAACUACUGGAUAAGAAAUUAAAGGAGUAUAAAGAAAGGGAAAAGGAAAAAUUGAAAGAAAUGGAACGGAGAAGGAAGGAAGAAAAAGAAAGGGAAAAGGAAUGGGAGAAGGAAAGAGAAAGGUUACGGAAAGAGCGGGAGAAGAAGGAAAAGGAAGAACUGGAGAAGUCACACACUAGGCAUCAUGCCAGAACUGAAGUUCAUAGAGAAAUGAAAAAGACCGGCUUCACUGCCAGACUCAAGCAAUCAUUUCGACGGUCAUCACGUGACCGCCAUCAUCACCAUCACCACCGCACCAAAGACCACAUACCCUCCAAACCCCCAGAACUCCCUCCAAGGCCUCCAGAACUCCAACAGCCAAAGGAUGUUAAACCCAGGCGGUGGCCCAGCUUUCAAUUCAAACGGAAGUCGCGGAAAAGCGCAUCCACACCUACCGACGAAAGUGGAGCCGGUGCAACGACUCCUUCCGAUACUGCCUCAAUGGACUUUGAGUAUUUCGCGUCACGCGCAGACCACACCCGCUCGCUCAACGACGCUGAGCGAAGAAGACUGAUAAUUGAAAUGCGUCAGGCGAGACGAGAAAACUCAGGUAACGCUAGUGAUUCUCAGGUAUUGGAUCGCGUCCAGGGAGCGCAUCCGCCGCUCUCCCAAGCCACAUCCCAUGAUUCUUUUGGUUCCUUUGCGUCAUCGGAAGGGUCGGAGAGACCCGAGAGGCCACGAACUUUGGCGUUCAGAAGAACUAGAGCAGAAAGAGCACAGAGAGGAUUGAAUAAUGUGAUCCGACUAGACAGCACAACACCGGGUCAUGUGAGGAGAGACGUGGACACAUCGUUUCCUGUCCUUCCAGCAGCAUUGGUUGCCGAUGACCUCGUACGAGACGGAGGCACUAGCUCGCACCCUGAGAGAGGGGCUAACGGGGGCGGAGAAGGACCAGACAGGAACGUGACAGACUCGUGGACUGAGAGCGGAGAUGGCAGUGACAUUCCAUUUGAGCAGCGCAACCAAGAGGAACGGGAGGAAUACUUCAAGCGCAUCGCCGACAGGUUGGCCAUGAUCGGGGAUCAGGCACUGGCGGACUACGAGUUCAACGACAGCACCGGUGGGGCAGUAGGGGGACAGCAGAGACCGAUCCAGAGCACCUGCACAACCGAAACGUAUGCUUCCUGUUCAGCUUCUGUGAGUGGCGCAACAGCAGCACCAGGUGUAAGUCGGGACUACACAGCUGAAUACGUUGAGAUAGGCCAACGGAUACAGACCGAUGUGGAUGGCUUCCAGCUGAGUCAGAGACGCAGGAGCCAGGCGUUCUUCCCGACCGGCAUGUUGAUGGGCGUCAUCUUGAACGACACCUACCAGUCUUUCAGCAACACCAUGCAGUCCAUCGUCGGCCAGGAGGUCGGCAUGGAGCAGCUUGCGAUAGUCUUCAAGUUCACCAAGGUAGCCGUCAGGCUUGCCCACUCCAUGGGGAAGCACGCCAGCAGCAUCAAGGACAACAGUGUCCGCUUCAUCAGCGAUCGCUAUGCCGUCUGGCUCGACAGCCAAGGAGGAUGGCCAAAGGUUGAGGAAGAUAGUGAGACCAUAUCAACAGAUGUUUGAAAAGCAUUUACGCGGGUUCCGUAGUGACGAGCGACGACUCAGACUCUCUGCACGAAGAAUCAGAGAUAGACUGAAGGUCUGACAGGGACAAGAAAGAAGGUAGAGAAGGAAAGAGGGAAGACAGUUUAUGCUUACAGUGAUAAAUGCUGCACGAGCCUCUUCAGCAACAUAGUGUACAUUCCUAAGGAAGGAUAAAGAAGAGAUGGCGCACUUUCUGCCACACCAUCAUGGUAUUAUGCACGCUGGUCUCCUAUUUCCAACUGUCAGGCAAAAGAUAUUCAUUCGAGCCAACCCAUUCUCCAUUGUUUUUAAUUUGAUAUAGGUGAUUGACAAAAGUGAGACUCGCUAUUCCCCGUCUUUGCUUUGAUACCAAGUGAGGGCAGCAGACCUCGAUUUAGACCUCAUUCAUUAAUCGUAAGAGAGUUUUGCCCAACUAUAGUUGGAUAUGACCCAAUCAGGCAGAUGCUGCUAUGUUAGGCAAGUAUAGGGGAAAAAUAGAAAGCCUACAGCCUCACAACCUUCUGAGGGCAAUAGUUUUUACUAUUGCCGAAAUAAAAAGCCAGCCAAUAUUUGUUUUGUACAUCAGUUAUUUCUGAGCCCAGCAAUAGUAAGAAUUAUUGCCCUGAUCAAUCAAUGCCAAUCAUUAUAUUUGUAAUCGAUAACAAUUUUAUUAAUGUAUUUUUACUUUCAUAUUUAAAACCUCCUGUAGUCCCAUCCCUUCUUGUCAUUGCUGGUCUUACAUCUUCCGUUAAGUUUUUAGAUGUAAUUUACAGGUUGAUAUAAUAGAUUGACAUUGUAACUGAAAACACCCCAAACCUCCGUGUACAGAACAAUCGUUGUUACAUUUUAAGAAGUGCUCUGCGCCAUCUGGUGCCAUUCUGUUUGUUUUUUAAUUAUUGGUAUUCUGAUUUUUUUAUACUCGUUCAUUUAUACUCAUCGUUUUAUCUUUUAAGAAGGCCUUUUAUUGCCUAUAAGGCAAACAGCUAUGCUGCAUGUUAUGGGUGAAAGGGUUCAUCUUUUUCCUCUAUGGCCUUGGUAUAUAUCAUUUGAUUAUAAUUGAUGAGAAAGCCUAUGUAAUAUGCCAACAGUAGCAGUUGGGUUUUAGAAGCUCUUGUUCAAAAUGUUCCCAGGGAGUGGAGACAGUGCAUACAUUGUGUGCUGGCAAGCGAGGAUCAGAAAAAUGUAUCAUUCAAACCUGUGAAGACAGUGAAAGGUAUAUGUUCAUACUAAUUAAAUAAUCAAUGCAUAGAAAUUAUAUAACUGAUUUCAAUCAAUUAUUUUUAAUUGAAAUGGCAGAAAUUUUGAAAUCUUGCUAUGAAUUCCAAAAUCUUGGAUCGUGCCAGGCAUGACUUGUUUGAAUGGAAGCGAGUCAUGCAAAGAAGUUUUAAGUAUUAUUGGUAUUAAUUUUGUGCAGAUGAUGAUUGUUACUUUUGUCUUUCGUUCAUGUUUUAUACUUAAGACAAAGAAUUUUCUCUCUUUUUUUUACAAUGAAAGUGAUAUAUGAAUUUAUUCUACUGUCUUACCAGCAAAACAAACUCCAAAGUGACAGAAGCUAUUAUGUUAUUUCUCAUGACAUACCAUUGAUCAUUUUGGAGUCAGUUUCAUUGGUAUGACUGUAGCGAUACUGUUGUUUGAAAAGGUUUACAAAGUGGCCAAUUCCUUAAAGUACGUACGUCCGACCCCUCUAUGGGGGACCUUCAUGAAAUUUUCCAUCUCAGGUUUCUUGUUCUUUUGACAGCCUGUAUAAUGUUCUCAAAUGACCAUGACUUGGUCAGUUUAUGAAGUGAAGUAAAGACUUAAGGAAAAAUGGGAGUCGGAUGUACAAAAAGGUUGAUCAUUUUAUGGAAUUGCCCAAGUGUGUCUAAAGUACCUUAUUGAUUUACCUAUGUCUUUUUAAGGUCAUUCCAUUUUCAACACUGUUGGAGCUACUGUUGAAAAAUGUAUCAAGUGUAAUUUUGAAUAUAAGAGCCAUUUUAUUAUUGUUACUCUCAUAUAAACAUAC
This is a messenger RNA of Lytechinus pictus (painted urchin), 5320 nucleotides long. RefSeq names its product zinc finger CCCH domain-containing protein 13-like. Gene Ontology annotation, biological process: regulation of apoptotic process. The record is from RefSeq and is a predicted model, not a curated record. Bases 697 to 3318 code for a protein of 873 amino acids. Lineage: Eukaryota; Metazoa; Echinodermata; Echinoidea; Temnopleuroida; Toxopneustidae. The transcript has 9 exons.